This is a messenger RNA of Tarenaya hassleriana, 968 nucleotides long. Its product is annotated as auxin-responsive protein IAA15. NCBI's taxonomy places the organism in Eukaryota, Viridiplantae, Streptophyta, Magnoliopsida, Brassicales, Cleomaceae. The coding region runs from base 68 to 643 and encodes 191 amino acids. The transcript has 5 exons. Gene Ontology annotation, molecular function: protein binding. Gene Ontology annotation, cellular component: nucleus. The record is from RefSeq and is a predicted model, not a curated record. Gene Ontology annotation, biological process: regulation of DNA-templated transcription.
CUCAUUAUCGCUUGCAUUUUUCUGAUAGUAGGCCUCUACACGUAACUUCGUUAACGUACUAGAAACCAUGUCGCCGGAAAUUGGGAAGGGUUUGCCGGAAUCCGGCGACUUGGAGGUGACCGAGCUGACCCUCGGCUUGCCCGGAAGCUCCCCGAUCUCAUCGGACGGUGGACAAAAGUCUGGCACAAAACGUAGGUUUCUCGAGACCGUUGAUUUGAGUCUCGGAAACUCCGUUAUGAACAACGAUAUCUCAAGCGUCACUACUACAUCUCCACCUCCAAAGGCACAAGUGGUGGGGUGGCCGCCGGUGAGGAGGACGAGGAAACUAGCGACGGAGAUGGUCCGGAAGUACGUUAAGGUGGCAGCAGAUUGCGCAGCCUAUCUUAGAAAAGUCGAUCUCGGGACAUACGAUUGCUACGAACAACUUUUGAAUGCUCUAGCGAGCAUGUUUCCGGGCUUAACGAUCAGUAAGGUGGUGGAGGCGGAGAAGAGCGGAGUGCAUCGCGAGUAUGUGCCUACUUACCAAGACAAGGACGGAGACUGGAUGUUGGUCGGAGAUGUACCUUGGAAGAUGUUUGUUGAAUCAUGCAAACGUCUAAGGUUGAUGAAAAGCGUCGAUGCUCUUGGGUUAGCCAUUGAUUGAUGCAGUUCCAAGGACGUUUCCGAUCAUUGUUUCGGCCUAGUCAACAACAAGUACGAGUGUCCGAGUAGAUAGGGAGUCCAAAGCGACCGACACGACCGAGUUAUCUAAUAUUAUUCACGGGAACGUUAUAAAAUAGAUGAAUUAAAAAAAAAUAAACGUGUAUUUGCAUGUCCUAAUCUUAAUGUAUUAUACAUGUGAUAUUUGCAGUUGUGUGACCGUAAAUAAUUUAGAUCUCUAGCUAUUCCACUGAUCGUGCUUGUAUUGGAGAACUAUUUUAAUAAAUAUGUAGCUUGUUCAUUUUAAUCAUUUUACCCGUUCUUCGUCA